CUUAUUAUACUUGGCUUCAAUCUAAAAUAAGAUGGGAAAAAUUAAGAAUCCUAAGUUAGGAUAAAAAAUUCUGUGAACAAACUCAAAUUGUAACUGACAAAUGGUGACAUUAUUUAUGGAUUUUGAGAAUCUGAGAACUGUUACGAUUCCCAGUUAAAGUUUAUGAUCCUACAAAUGUCCAAGACCAAAUAUGGCAUUUGCAUGGGUAAGGUUUAUUAUGAAAGAUGUCUUACCUGGCUGGUAAUAAGAAAUUCAAAGUUACGCCAGCUGCCCCGGAUUAGUUCACUUAUUAGCGGACACGGGUCAAUAGGCAGGUAGCCUGGCGCAAUCCACCUCACCUGGUGGCCAGGUAAAUCCUUGAGCUUGCAUAAAAGCGGCGAGCACUGCUAGGUGGGUAGACAGUUCAACUACAAACGUCAACAUGAAGAGUCGCAUGGCAUCCUUGAUCAAGAAGACGGGCAAGCCGUACACUGAGUCCGAUAAGUUGCCGUACAUCAACAACUAUGGCGCACUCGAGCUGGAGGCAGCUGCCGCACUGCUAAUGCUGCGCUAUCAGUACGAGAUCAAGGCCGCCAAUGUCAAGCAGACAACGCCGCCGCUUUCAACAGCCACAGUAAUAGGAGGAGGAGCAGCCUCAUUCGAACCCAUCGCCGAGGAGUCCACGCCGAAGGAGCCGAUGCGCAGUUCCAUGACUGCUGCGUCGCAACCGCUGAAGAAGCGCAGCAUCCCGCCUCAUCUGCUGCGCCGCUCGUUGACUCCAGCCAAGGCGACGCCGCCGCCAACGCCCACGCCCACGCCCAGUUGCAGCAGCAGCAGCAGCAACAACAGCGUGGCGGCAAUCGGCGGCAGCACAAUAGUAAAAGCCAAACAGAAGGCCACCUCCACUGCGGCAUGCAACAAGGCGUUGCUCAAGUCGUGCCGCAAUAUGAUCCGUGAAUUCCUUGAUAAUCAGGAGUUGAUCUAAAUCAGUAAUAGAUCUAAAAGACAGACGAUCUAAAACAUCAGUUACUUAAGACGUAGCACAGUGAUCUAAAACAGAUUCAGCAGCUGUUUUAAACUUCAAAAGUAAUUUACACACAGUGAUCUAAAAGAAGUCAGCAACUGAUCUAAAUACACAAUCGGUUUUUGAUUUAAAGCACAAAAAUCAAUUGAUGUAAAAGACAUUCAGAAGCUGAUCUAAACAGAAAGUGCCAUAAACAUCAACAGAGCAAUCAACAGUUGAUCUAAAAAGUAUUCAAAAUCUAACAUUAUCAUCUGCUGAGCUAAAACACAGAAAGCGGCUGAUCUAAACUUAAGAAGUAACUAUAAUUUAGUGAUCUGAGAGACAAUCUAAUUUAUAAUCAAAUCACAGAAAAUUGAAACUAAUGUAGCCAUCAGUAACUGAUCUAAAAGUCUCCCAAAUUGUAUUCAUAGAAACAUUUGACUUCAGAGUUUUGAUUUCAUUUAUUUAUUGCAUAUAUAAAUUUGUUUCAUUACUUGUUUUUUUUUUUUUUCGUAUAUAAUAUGCUCUAUAUAUAUAUUAUAUAUAUAUUUUUUAUAUAUAUAUCAUAUCGAAAGAUAAGGUAUUUUUUCAAUGGAAGAACAGGUAUUGUGGCGACACUAAAGUGCUAAUUAUUAGCUAUUGGCGGUGUUUAAACUUAAGCAAUUAGACGAAUGAAAAACAAACAAAAAUUAUAUUAAUUAAAAUUAAUUACAUAUAUAUGUGUAUAUAUAUAGUUGUCUAUAUAUA
Drosophila mojavensis is the source of this 1729-nucleotide messenger RNA. RefSeq lists its product as uncharacterized. NCBI's taxonomy places the organism in Eukaryota, Metazoa, Arthropoda, Insecta, Diptera, Drosophilidae. The transcript has a single exon. The record is from RefSeq and is a predicted model, not a curated record. Bases 422 to 964 code for a protein of 180 amino acids.